AUGGCUAGCGUUGACUAUCAAAGUAGCUUCAUCUUAAUCCUCAUAUUGUCCUUUCUCUUUGUCUACUACUUCAAGAAACCAAAGAAUGUCUCUAAUCUACCUCCGAGCCCUCCUUCUCUUCCCUUCAUCGGCCAUCUUCACCUUCUCUUCUCUUGUUCAAUCCACAAAUCUUUCCAAAAAGUCUCAUCCAAGUACGGACCUCUCCUCCAUCUCCGCAACUUCAACGUCCCAGUCGUUCUCGUCUCUUCUGCCUCAGUGGUCUACGAGAUCUUCAAGGACCACGACAUGAACGUCUCCUCUCAUGGUGCUAUUGGCAAUGAUGACUGCAUCGUGUUCGGAUCUUCUGGUUUUAUCCAAGCACCCUAUGGAGACUACUGGAAGUUCAUGAAGAAGAUCAUCAUCACUAAUAUGCUUGGACCCCAGGCUCUAGAGCGGUUACGAGGCGUCCGUGCAGUUGAGGUAGAGCGGUUUUACAGAAAUCUGCUUGAUAAGGCGAUGAACAAACAGAGCGUGGAGAUUGGUGAGGAAGCGAUGAGACUCGAUAACAGUAUCCUCGGCACGAUGAGCAUGGGAAGGGGUUUUUCCAAGGAGAACAAUGAGGCUAAAGUCUCCAAGUUUACCGUCGAGUUUGCUUCCUUGGCUCAAAAGAUUUUCUUGGCACAAAUUCUGCGUAAGCCGCUUGAGAAGAUCGGGAUCUCACCAUUCAAAAAGGAGAUAAUGGAUGCUUCAUACAGAUUUGAGGAGCUCCUGGAAAGGAUUAUUGUGAAAUGCGAAGAGCGAGUUUACGAGGAUCAAGGUCCUGAAGUUAUGGAGACAUUGCUGGCAGCUUAUCGAGGGGACAAUGCCGAGUAUAAGAUCACAAGGAACCAAAUAAAGGCGUUAUUAGCGGAGCUUUUCUUUGGAGGAGGUGAUACCUCUUCAACAACAACACGGUGGGCAAUGGCAGAACUCAUCAACAACCCUAAGGUCCUUGAGAGACUGAGAGAAGAAAUUGAUUCCAUGAUAGGGGAAACAAGGUUAAUCCAGGAAACUGAUCUACCAAAACUCCUUUAUCUGCAAGCGGUCAUCAAGGAAUCUCUAAGAUUGCAUCCGCCAGGGGUUCUCUUGCCGAGGGAAUUUGAACAUGGAUGUAAUAUAAGAGGGUUCUACAUACCUAAGGGCACAAAACUUGUUAUUAAUGCUUAUGCUAUGAUGAGAAAUCCUAAUUCUUGGAAAGAUUCUGAUGAAUUUAAGCCAGAGAGGUUUCUGGGGAAAGAGGAAGAGAAAAGAGAGAAACUACUGAAUUUCCUCCCUUUUGGCUUCGGAAGGAGAGCAUGUCCAGGAUCAAAUCUAGGUUAUAUCUUAGUGGGAACCGCAAUUGGAGUGAUGGUGCAGUGCUUUGACUGGGAUAUCGGAGGAGAAAAGGUUAACAUGGAAGAGGCUUCUAGAAGAGCUUUCUUGGCUAUGGCGCAUCCUCUUAAAUGCACUCCUCUUCCUCGAAUCCUGAACCCUUUACCCUCCCUUUAG
Molecule: messenger RNA, 1506 nt
Organism: Microthlaspi erraticum
Lineage: Eukaryota; Viridiplantae; Streptophyta; Magnoliopsida; Brassicales; Brassicaceae
Source: the annotation of a GenBank genome assembly